AAUAUCGUGUUGACAUGUCACAUUCAAGUAGGAUCCAAGCUCGCUUUUUUCUCUUUUUUGCUAGCUUAGCUAAAACUGACUGGCGCUCCUCCUUAGACACAAAACAGUCGGUUGCUAGGCAACAGAACUACAACAGGACAAGCAUGGCGGAGGAUAAACCAAAAUCAGAGAGGAUGGUGUCAGAUGUCCACAAGAGGAUUAAAGCAGCGUUUGAAGCGUUUGACUAUGAAUCGAACAACACUGUGGACGUCCGGGAGAUCAGCACCAUCAUCUACUCCCUAGGUUGCUUCCCCAAUCAGGAAGACCUGCAUGCCUUUAUAGCUAAGGUGGAAGAGGACCACACAGGAUAUAUCCAUUUGGACAAGUUCCUCCCAGCUAUGACUAAAGUGCUGCUGGAGCACAAGUUUCCUCCCAUCCCUGAGGAUGUUUUGCUUCAGGCUUUUGAGGUUCUGGAUAAAGAAAAGAAAGGAUACCUGGAGCCGGAGGAGCUGACAAAGUACAUGACACAGGAAGGUGAGCCCUUCACUCAGGAGGAGAUGGAUGAGAUGCUGACAGCACUUGCUGACCCUGAGACAAACGUCAUCUAUUACAAGGACUUCAUCUGCCAGCUGACUAUCGACCCUGAUAUGUAAAUAGUGUCUGGUGUUUGUGCUAAUGUAUGCAUGUUCUUAAGGUGAACUUGUAAAUCUGAUAUAAUUAAUAAAUAUGCAUCGAUAAAUCCCGA
Messenger RNA from Acanthopagrus latus (yellowfin seabream), 724 nucleotides. It is a transcript of the gene drc8, whose product is annotated as EF-hand calcium binding domain 2. Bases 15 to 632 code for a protein of 205 amino acids. The transcript has 7 exons. The record is from RefSeq and is a predicted model, not a curated record. Lineage: Eukaryota; Metazoa; Chordata; Actinopteri; Spariformes; Sparidae. Gene Ontology annotation, molecular function: calcium ion binding.